This is a messenger RNA of Zophobas morio, 1438 nucleotides long. RefSeq names its product facilitated trehalose transporter Tret1-like. The record is from RefSeq and is a predicted model, not a curated record. Gene Ontology annotation, molecular function: transmembrane transporter activity. Bases 40 to 1416 code for a protein of 458 amino acids. Gene Ontology annotation, cellular component: membrane. Lineage: Eukaryota; Metazoa; Arthropoda; Insecta; Coleoptera; Tenebrionidae. Gene Ontology annotation, biological process: transmembrane transport. The transcript has 2 exons.
UCCAGUACCGAUGCAACUGGUAAACCGACACAACAUAGAAUGUUCCAGUUAUUCAGCUACACACUUCUGACAGUUUUAACUGUCGACCUUUUGGCAACUUCUGGCGACAUUACUAUAACAUGGACUUCUCCGAUUAUACCUAAAUUGUAUUCGAACGACUCUGACGAAAACCCGUUCGGUCGGUCCAUCACGGAAGACGAGGAAUCAUGGAUUGGCUCCUUAAUCAACAUAGGGGCUAUGUUGGGGCCGUUCCCUUACGGCUUCAUAGCGGAGAAGUAUGGACGAAAAUUCGGUCUACUGAGUACCGCUAUCCCUUUUAUUAUAUCGUUUGUGACUCUGGCUUUCGCUAAUUCGAUCUACUUGUACUACUUUGCACGACUUCUUGCUGGAAUCGCGAUUGGUGGUGGCUACACGCUACUACCUAUGUAUGUAGCGGAAGUGGCUGAAGACUCCAAUCGCGGUACUUUGUCAGUAACCCUCAACAUUUUUUGGACUUUUGGAAACUUAAUUCCGUACGUGAUUGGCCCCUACACACCCAUUCUGGCCUUCAAUAUCGUCCUAGCCGCUAUACCUGCAGCGUUUUUCGUACUGUUUCUCUUAAUGGGUCCCGAAUCUCCCUACUACUUAAUUAGUGUUAACAAAAUGGAGCAAGCUCAAGAAUCUCUCAUGAAACUAAGAUCCAACAACAAAAAGGCGGUUGAAAACGAAAUGAGCUACAUCAAGUCCGAACUCCAAGAGAACAAAGACAACACCAGCAUCAUCGACUUUUUCAAAUCCAGAAUCUACAUGAAGGGUUUAGUCAUUUCGUUCGUUUUAAUACUAACCCAACAACUCAGCGGGAUCAACGCCAUUUUGUUCUACACUGAAGAAAUCUUCCAAGAUGCCGGAGCCAAUGGGCUAUCGCCCGAAGUGUCUUCGAUUAUCAUAGGUUUAGUUGUGUUUUUGUCAAGUUUUGGUACACCGUUUUUGGUGGACCGGCUUGGGCGAAAACUUUUGCUUUUAGUGUCGUUGCUGGGGGUGUCUUUGGCACAUGUUACUUUCGGGGUUUAUUUUUACUUUAAAGCGUCUCCAAAUUAUGACGCUACUCCAAUAUCGUUUCUACCUAUUGUGAGUUUAAUUACUUUUAUUAUAAUGUACAACAUCGGGCUGGGACCAAUACCAUGGACCGUUUCCUCUGAGUUAUUUCCAACCAGCGUGAAACCGUAUGCUGCUGCUCUGGUGGCAUGGGCUUGUUGGACGACGUCGUUCCUUGUCACGAAAUUCUUCAACAAUCUCAACGAAAGCGUGGGUGAAGGGGAAACGUUUUGGUUGUUUAGUGGUUUCUGCUUUGCCGGAUGGAUUUUUACAUUGUUUUACGUUCCAGAAACCAAAGGAAAGAGCUUUCAAGAUAUACAAGAUAUUUUAAAACAAAAAUAAGUUAUUUUUAGUGACUAGAGUU